AUCGUCUGAUGAUAUGAAGAAACAAGUGAAUAUCGAGACGGGCUCUUUAGCGAGCAUCCGCUCCGAUAUCGAGGUGGGCUCAACAACUUCAACAUUUACAAGCCCACACAUCAACACCACGAAGCGGACUCUCAACUCGAGAACCUUGCACAUGAUUGCCAUUGGUGGGUCCAUUGGCACUGCGCUCUUUGUCACCAUCUCCACUGGCCUGCUCUACGGCGGGCCGCUUGGUCUGCUGCUUGCCUUUAUGAUCUGGACUGGAGUCAUCUUCGGUGUCACCGCCAGUUGUGGUGAGUUCGUAUGCUUCUUGCCUAUCGAGUCGCCAUUCAUAACCAUGGCUGGCCGUUGUGUGAACAAGUCUUACGAGGCCGCUGUCGCCUGGAACUACUUCCUCAUGAUUUCCAUCUACAUCCCCUUCGAAAUCACAGCGGUUAACGGUAUGAUCCACUAUUGGAGAGACGACUACUCUGCCGCAAUCACGUUUUGCAUCCAGAUCUUCAUCUACACCAUGCUGAACGUCCUUGCCGUUAGAUGGUUCGGUGAGUCAGAGUUCUACCUGUCCAUAGGUAAGGUUGUGUUGGCUAUUGGGUUGAUCUUCUUCACGUUCAUCACCAUGGUCGGCGGUAACCCACAACACGACGCUUUUGGUUUCCGCUACUGGAAUAACCCUGGUCCACUGGUGGAAGUCUACACAACGGGCUCUAUGGGCAAUUUCCAUGGGUUCAUGGCAGCCAUGAACAAGGCAUGUUUCACCAUUGUUGGUCCGGAGUACUUGUCCAUGGUUGCUGAUGAGGCUGGCCAGGAGACCAGAAAGGUCCUCGCCAGUACCUUCAGAACCGUGUUCUACAGACUGAUUGUGUUCUACAUCAUCGGUGCUCUGUCUGUCGGAGUCCUUGUCGCCUCUAACGACCCAACACUUGUUGAGCUGGCCUCCACGGGCUCCACCUCCAACGGCUCCUACUCGCCUUACAUCAUCGCCAUGAACAACAUGGGCAUCAACGUCCUACCGGAUAUCGUCAACGUGCUCUGUGUCACUUCAGCAUUCUCCGCAGGUAACUCGUAUGUCUACUGCUCCUCUCGUGCGCUCUACGGUAUGUCGAAGAACGGGCUUGUUCCUAAAUUCUUCCAGUACUGUACAAAGGAGGGUGUUCCACUGUUCUGUGUAGGAAUUGCAUUCUGCUUCUCCCUGUUGUCGUUGCUCCAGCUUGGUGAGAACGCCUCAAAGGUUCUGAAUUGGAUCGUGAACCUGUGCUCCGGUGCUCAGAUUCUCAACUACUUCUUCAUGUGUGUUACCUACAUCGGGUUCUACCGUGCCGUGAAAGCACAGGGAUUGGACAGACGCUUGUUCCCUUACAGAUCAUGGUUCCAACCUUACUUGGCCAUCUUCUGUGGAUUCUUGAUCCUUUGUAUGGUUGGUGCCCUUGGAUACACCGUUUUCAUGCCAGGCAACUGGAGUGUUGAGAACUUCUUGACUUACUACUUGAUGGUCCUCCUCUCCAUCGGUAUCUUCCUCGUUCAUCUCGCUGUUUACCGCACAAAGCUCGUUGAUCCAGCUCAAGCUGACUUGCACACAGGCAUCGAGGAGGUACUGCUACACGAACAGACAUACCUGGAGGAGCAGGAAAAGAACAAUCAUGGAAAGAAGAGUUGGAACAAUAAGAUUCUGGAUACUAUUUUCUGAUGCAGAUGUUGGCUCUACCUCUGUCUUAUUUAGCACUUAUCCAUGAGCAGGUCUCGUGGGUGAGAACCAGUAUUUAUAAUCG
Messenger RNA from Williopsis jadinii, 1763 nucleotides. RefSeq lists its product as uncharacterized. Bases 14 to 1681 code for a protein of 555 amino acids. The record is from RefSeq and is a predicted model, not a curated record. Lineage: Eukaryota; Fungi; Ascomycota; Saccharomycetes; Phaffomycetales; Wickerhamomycetaceae. Gene Ontology annotation, biological process: amino acid transmembrane transport. The transcript has a single exon. Gene Ontology annotation, cellular component: membrane. Gene Ontology annotation, molecular function: amino acid transmembrane transporter activity.